This is a messenger RNA of Aspergillus pseudonomiae, 4179 nucleotides long. RefSeq lists its product as uncharacterized. The transcript is spliced from 9 exons. Gene Ontology annotation, cellular component: SMC loading complex; chromatin. Lineage: Eukaryota; Fungi; Ascomycota; Eurotiomycetes; Eurotiales; Aspergillaceae. Bases 1 to 4179 code for a protein of 1392 amino acids. The record is from RefSeq and is a predicted model, not a curated record. Gene Ontology annotation, biological process: mitotic sister chromatid cohesion; maintenance of mitotic sister chromatid cohesion. Gene Ontology annotation, molecular function: double-stranded DNA binding; protein binding.
AUGCCCAUUACGAGCAAUCCCGACAGUAGAAUCGGCACCGAAAAGGAGGUCAAGAGAGUAGUAGCAGAGGUCUCAGCAGAGGCCAUACGGGCUAAGAAUACAUACCCCCAUACAAAACCCUCAAAAAUCCGAGAACAACUCAAGAAGGCCCUAGUUCUCGGUACAGCCUAUGGUCAAGAUUCACGGUUUUCCAUCGAUAUGGCAUAUGGUCUUCGUCGUGCUGGGAAAAGACUAAAAACUCUCACAAAGAUGCAUCUCUGGUCACGAAGUCCAGACAGGUCAAAUCCUGACUCCAGGAAACGCUGUUACCUCCUCGAAUUGCCCACUGAGCUACUGUUGGAGAUCAUUUCUCAUCUACCAGUGCUGGCAGAAGCCUCUCUGGCAUUGACGUCUAAACGUCUGUUUGCAAUAUCCGGUGCAAUCCUGGACUCCAAGUCACUGCAUUUCAAUCGGGAUUUCGCACCACUUUUCCAUCAUUACCGAAAUGGGCACAACUUCGUUACUAGUCGGUGGCAAUUCGUUAAAGUGUUAGAAAACAACACAUGGCGAGCUUGUUCGAAAUGCUUGAAGCUACAUCCACGAACUUUGUUCUCCGCACGAGAACUCAAACGAAAACCCGAGGAACGAACUUGUGAACUAGGAAAUCUCGCAGGCAUAGUUGACCUGUGUCCAUGCAAGAAGCUAACGUUUCGAGAUAAAAUGGACCUCGUCGAACUCCUACUGAUGCGACAGAAAUCGAUAACAGCCUUGACUGCACAGUUUGGGACGGGUAUCCAGGAACGUUUCUGCUGGCAUACCUGCACCGAAAAUUAUGGCUCUACAGAAUUGAAGAUUGAAUUGUUUCCGGAGCUAGACGAGAAUGGCCAGUUGAAGAUAAAAACGGAGUAUCAGCUAUCGACGGGGUCAGGGCAGCUAGGGAAGGAAGAGUUUAUCACACCUCGCUUUGGAUGCGCACACCGAUCUGUUGAUCUCUGGCUCUCCAGCGUUUGUCAAACCACUAUUUGCCGACUUUAUGACAGUUUCUGCGCCUCCUGCCAGCGAAUAUCCGUUUGCAACUCCUGUAAUUCUUCGUUGAAAUGCCCUCGCAAACAACCUUGUCAUGUUGACGAGAACUCCGGAAAAGCCACAUAUUUCUUUUGGACUGAGAGAUGUCUUGGGGGGACAUCCCCUGUUCCGGACCAAGCAUGGGCCCUGCAGAGAAUUCAUCCGGCAGAGAAUACGAUCGAUGUGGACAACUGCAGCGAGUUGUGUCCUUGGACCAUCCGCGAACAUCCUCUCAACGAUCCCCCGUCUCUCGAAAUGAACAUUCUAGAGCCUGGUAUGCAGAGCCAUGCUGAUCCGGAAUGGAGGGUAAUUCACUCCCUACUCCAGGAAAAGCAGAGUGCAGCGAUCACCACGAAGCAUUAUCUGCGUCCUGGGGCGAUGAGCUAUCCACCACCACCACCUCAUAACGGCCAAUAUCCUUCGCAGUACCUGCAGCAGCCUCCUAUUCAACCCCAGCAGACCAUCCAGCCGCAGCAGCUACUGUAUAAUAAUGCCCACCCGAACGUUUCGCCAUAUCAAUAUGGCAAGCCAGUCGUUUAUCCUCAGGUCAUGAUCCCGGCGUAUCCCGCCUAUACACAUCCGUAUAAUCAACAGCCACAACCACAACCACAACCACCGCCUCAACCUCAACCUCAACCGCCGCCGCCGCAACCACAACCACAACCGCAACCGCAACCGCAACCGCAACCGCAACAGCCGCAACAGCAAUAUGUAAACCCAUCCGACUUGUUCAACACACCACCCCUCCCUUCGAUAUCACCCUCACAGUUUACCCAGAGGCCAUCUCAAUAUGGUGGACAACCUGCGGCCUCUACCGCCGCAGCCAGUAGCCUCUCCGCAGCGCUCACCACCCCCGCCGCAACGCAACCAACGUACUACACAGCUGCCGGCCCAAACCAAGGGAACCAGGUCUAUAGCAAGCUUCCACAGGCCACACCAAGUGCUACACCAAGUGCAACACCGAAACCUACCCCGAAGCCUACGCCGAAACCAACACCAAAGGUUACACCAAAGAUGAUGCCCAAGACUACCGCCGCGAUUGCACCAAAUCCCCCAACUGUUCGACCCACACCUGUUACCGCAACUCCCCCGGCACUAUCACCCAGACCUGUCCCCCAAGUAUUGAUCCCAGCCCCUCCCCCAGAAAUACAACAGAAAUUACAACGGCCGCCGGCCAAGAAGCAAGCGCAGCGACAAGCUGGACAAAUGGGCCCCCAAAAACCAGCAAAGCCUGCCAUCGACUAUCAGGUCCUGCUCCUGGCGAUGGCAGAUGAAUAUCUCAAUGCGGCCCACAAUAACGGAACCAUGGUCGCCUUGCUGAAACAAGAAUUGGAAGUGGAGGAAUACUAUAAGUUGGUCGCAACAGGUCUUGGUUGCUUGGAGGCGGUGUUGAAGAACUGGAGAUUGCAACCCCGAGUCGAAGCGCUUGUGCGAUUAAGGUAUGCGCGCAUUCUGUUCGAGGAGACGGACAACGAUCUCGAAGCGGAGACCGCAUUGAGCAAAGGCAUUGACUUGUGCGAGCGGAACCGUAUGCUGGACUUAAAAUACAGCAUGCAACAUCUUUUGGCACGGAUGCUACACAAGACAAACCCUAAGGCCUCAAUGAAAGCUGUGGAUGGAAUGAUCCAGGAUGUAGAAGCAUAUCGCCACUCUGCCUGGGAGUAUGCAUUUCGUUUCCUCCGGGUAUCCCUCUCGCUGUCUUCCUCAGGCCACCAAGACUCCGUUGCAGCUCUGCAACAUCUCCACAAGAUCGCUAAUAUGGCCAACCGCAAUGGUGAUAAGGCUGUUUCGGCCAUGUCGGCCGUCAUCGAGGCCCUUGCACACCUCCAACAGGGAUCCGGCUUCGACUCCAUUGAACAGGCUCAACGCGCCCUGGCGGUUGCUCGGAGUCACCAGCUUAAUGAUGAGCUUCGUCAUAUACCGCAGCUGACGACACUGGUGCAGAUGGUCGAUAUUUGUUGCAGCCUUCUUGAAUAUGACAUCAAUCAAUCUUCCCAGAAGCUGAAGAACCUACAAGACUUGAUGGACGAGCGAUUGAACGACCCCAACUGGCGUGCCGAUGGAUCGUUCUCCAUACCUCUAAGCGGUAAAUCAGCAGGACCAUCGUCAAUAGACACGGGAGACAUUCUUCAGGUCCAGAAUGGCACGUUGCUCUUGAGCUUUAAUUGGCUACCUCAGCAUGAUCUUUAUGCGCUUUGCUACUUCUUAAGUUCAAUUACACUCAGCUGCAAGAACUCAUACGAUGGCCGUAAAGCCGAGAAAUUCCUCCAGGAGGGGAUACACAUGAUACAAGGGAGCUUCAAAUCGCCACAGGACAUCACCGAGUCAAUGGUCAAUGCGAAUAGGCGGGUAGAAUGGCGCAGGACGCUGUACUGCAACCUCCUCCUUCAACAAGUUUUCCUUGCCUGUGGCCGCACGGACUGGGACCUUGCCAGCAAAACGCUGAAGGACCUCCGACAGGAAGUCCAAGAGCUUGGCGAGUGUCUACCUGAUACUGUCCAAUGUCUGAUGGAGUACGCUGCGGGUACCAUUGCACAAGCAACUGGCGAUCUGAAAGCUGCUCUCGAUGCGUUUCAAUCCCCUUUUCUUUCGUUAUCUCCGUCGACGAGCAAAACAGCCCGCAAUGACCCCCGGCGUGAUAUUGCACUUCUUGCAGCUCUCAAUACCGUUCUCAUACUACGUGAUCCAGCUCAUGCGUCUCAUUUUCAGCUCCCCAACAUUCUGGCAACUGUUGAGUCGUUUUGCAAGGGUAGCCCCAACAAAUAUAUCCAGGCAGCUUACUAUCUUGUAUGCGCUACCGUACAGACCGAAUCAACCAUACAGACCAAGCAGUUCCUUCAGCAAGCUUUGCAGUCAGCCACAGCAAUCAGCAAUAGUCAGAUUACUUGCAUGACCCUAACGUUCAUGAGUUGGAAGUAUUUCCGUGGGGUUGUCGGUGAACAGGCCGAAAAGAGCGCACGAGCAGGUCGUGCAAUGGCAAAGAAAGCCAACGAUCGACUCUGGGUCAGUGUCACGGACGAGAUGCUCGCUGAAACUCUGGAGAGGCAGGGAAAGAAUGAUGAAGCGAAAGGUGUCCGCGAGGAGGGCCAUCGAGUAAUGAUGGGAUUACCGUCAGCAUUGAAAAAGCCCGCCUAG